AGGUGGCACAACGAUGUGCUCCUUCCCCUUUAAGGCUGGAGUUGGGCUGCGUGUGUGUGUAAGAGUAAGGGAAAGAGAGCGAGCGGCGGCGUGUCUCCUCCUCUCCGAGUGACACAGCAGUUAGAUAUGCCCUAUCAGUAACUUCAAGCCCACAAACUCCACCUCUGACUGAGGAAACUGUGGGCUGAGGGAAAUGUAGUGCGCGAAAUGAGACAGACAGUGAAUCAUUAGCAAACUGCAACGCCAGGAUGAACUUGUCGGGAACCUAAGAGGAGAGGGGAAACAAGCGCCGAGAGUCCCUCUCUCUUUCCCCACCUCCCUCCCUCCCUCCUUUCUUUUUUUUCUUUUCCUUUGAGAGCUGCUGGGUUUCGUCCAAAACAAUCAAACUGGAUGUAAAAGCUGGUGGAUCACCAGUCCAAGAUGCUUCUGGUUUCCCCGCGGGUAGAUGCACCACGCAUGGAGCCGCAUAUUCCAGGACCCAUUAAGAGAAAGGUAGAUGAUGACAGUUCUCCAACCUCUACCACCAUGCCUGAGGCCAGCUUUCCAAGCGACAGUAAGAGACUCUGUCUUGAUGAUGUCACUCUUUCCAUGGGACAAGGGGCCAAUCCUGUUUCGUGCACAGAUAUGCAGCAGUCCCCAUUCCCCACCAGCCACAGUGCAUCCUCUAUGGGAGUGGCAGGGCAUGGAAUGUUGCUUGAUAACAAUCACAUGAGUGGUAGCAGUAUAGGUUCUCCAUUUCAAGUGCCACCUAACAAUGAGGUAGCACAGAAGGGGCCAUUAGGUGGCCAUUUUGAUGAGAAAGGGGGCAGCAUGCAUGGUGUGGACCAGGAGCUGCAAGAUCUGCUGGAGGAGCUGACGAAACUGCCCGAUCCUUCUCCCAACGAGUUGGACCUUGACAACAUCUUGGAGAAAGAUCCCCUCAGUGGCCCAUGCCACCCGCAGCCGCCCGUCAGCAGCACUCCAAAGGCCUCUCCGCAGACCCCGCAAUUCGACAGCCAUGUGCCCAACAAAGACUUCUCGCAGGGGUCUCCUCAAAUGAGACCCUCGUCAGCUGGCGCAAGCUACCUGGUUCCGAACCAAAGCAAGAACAUUGGUUCACCGGUUUCUUCAAACAACGCGCCAAACAAGAGCCAGGCUCAGUCUAUGCUCCAAGGAGCUAUGCCCAGCAUGCCUGGCACUAACUGGCAUGCGCAGCAGCUAAAGCAACUGGCUGCAAGCAAGCAAGGCCCAACUGCUAAGCCUCAAGCUUCCAGUUGGCCUGCUAUGUCGUCACAAGGCCUCUCUCCUCCUUAUCAACAGGGAUCCUCCCCUCACCACCAGCCGUUCAGCCCUCAGAAUGUCAUGGUGUCUGGCAUGAGCUCUAGCAGUGUGCCAGGGAGCAGCAUUCAGAGUCCUCAGAACUCCCUGCUCUCCAGCAUAACAUCUGGUAACAACCCGCCCAGCGGUCCAUCUCCUCCUUACGGUUCCGAGAAGCUUUCCAGCCCGGUUCUCAACCAGCAGCCAUUCAGCCCGCCAAAUCCUAUCCUGACCAACAUAUCCGGCGGCAGCAUCAAAAGCCCGCAGAACAGCCUGGUGACCACAAAUACCAGGCCCUCCCCACCAUACAGGCCAGAGAAGUUGUCGAGCCCUGCCCUGCACCAGCAGCCCUUUAGCCCUCAGGGCACCAUGAUGCCAAGCACCGCCUCUACAAGCAGCUCAGCCAGCAUGCAGGGCGCUCUCUACAAACCCAUGUCAGCAACCCAGGCCAAAAACAUGGGCAUGAUGAUGCAGCAGCCCUCCAACAACAUGCAGCCGAGCUUGAUGAACGAAAGCGACCUGGGCAGCCAAGACCAAUUCUCCUUCAAUAACACCAAGCCGCUGUCCCAUUUCAGCUCUGAGCCUGCAGCUCCUCAGAAGAUGCCGUCUUUGCCUGCAGGCUCUAGGCAAACGCUCCUGCACUAUCUGCAGUCGCCGGGGCCGGUGCCCCCACCGCCACCACAAGCUGCACCCCCUCAACAGCCCCAGCAAGUUAACAGCAGCCAAGUCAUGCAGCAGCAGCUGCAACAAAUGAUGCACCCGGCUCCGGUUCAGCGGCGUGUGCAGCCAUCUCCAACACAACCUCGACAGGAACAGACUUCUGCAAUCAUUGCUAGACUUCAGGAGCCACUAGAGAUCCCACCUGCAGUCCCAGCCUCAUCCUUGGUGAAUGGCUGUAACAUAAGGAACCAUCUACUGAAGCAGCAGAUAAUGAGACGGCAGCAGCAGCAGCAGCUACAGGAAAAGCAGAGGCACGGCAUGAUGGGAGUAGCAUCUGAGCAGAGGGGUCAUUUUGUGGGGCAGCUGAUGAAUCAGUUUCCUGCCGUUUCCCAGCCCAUGCCAGCAGAUUGCACCCAGUCCAUGCCGACUCCUCCUUCAAAUCACCGCCUAAUGUCAUCUCCCCAGGCAAUGUUGCAGAGUGCCUUGGGCUCUGGGAUCACUCAGGUGUCCCCCGUGAACCAGAAUACUGGGGCAGUGGUGAUGAUUGCACACAGCCCCAACAAGCAGCCAGGAAUGUACCCACCUAAUGCCGAAUUCAGCCUCCCAAUCCGGCAAAGCCAAAAUUCCCUGGCUAUGAGUUCAGGAUGCCAAACGGUUCAUGGCCACCCUACUGUUCGGCCUGGCAUGGUGCUGGCCAGCUUUGCCUCUGGUUCCCUAGCGAACCACACUUCGCAGCAACAGCACUUGAGGCAGCCGACGAUGCCAAGAAUGGCUAAUGUCUACUCCACCUCUGCUCAGAUGUGGUCACCAAGGAUGCCAAACCAAAGCCAGAUGGAUGCCAAUAUGCAGCAGUUCUCUGGCAAUGCUGUCUUCUCGAAGCAGAAUGCAAGGCCAAAUCUCUCUGGCCCGUCGUUUACCCAGUCUGUGGCACCACCCAAUCAGAUUGCUCCUGGGGUCCAUGCCAGACAGAUGCAAAAAGCCAGUAUGGGACAAUCAGGCCAGAACUUGGGUCCUCUGAAUAACCAGAACCUGAGACCCAAUCUGACAAGAGUACCUUUGCAAGCCGCAAUGAAUGUCAUGAAGCCAAUGCCGCAAGGCGUAACCAGUUUUAACCAGCUCAGUGCUGCGCACCCAGUCGGCCCACCAACUUAUCCUGGCUCUGCCGGCCAGUCGUCAGGAUCAUUCAGCAGAAUGAGCACUGCCUCUGAGAUGCAACCCCAAUACGACUUCCUAGUCCAGCAAAACGAUGCAAUUCUGUCUGACAACUGCAGCGAGGCUGACUUUAUCGAUAAUCUCAUGAAGAAUAGCGGCGGAGGCAGCGGAAGCAGCGACGAAGAGUGGCUGAAUAAUUUGACAAUGAUAGAUGACAUUUUGGGGCAACAAAGCUCUGGACACGUGUGAUUCUUGAGGGAUGCUGAUGGGUAUGUAAAUAAUCUGUGCAGGACUAAAAAAAGAAAAAAAAGCAUUUACAAUAAUAAUAAUAAUAGAAAUCCUCCCCUUCUUAAUUAACUUGCCCAACUAACUCUUCACCUUUCUCCCAGAUUUUUCAAAUAGCGCUGUAUAUAUAGUUGAAUAUUUUUUGUAAAUUAUGUUUUCCUAAACAUUAAAUAUGGAAGUAUUUAUACUUCUUUGCUGGACUCUUUGUAAAUAUCCUAUAGACUAUUCUCUCUCUCCUCUCUCUUCUCUCUCUCUCUUCUCUCUCUUCUCUC
This is a messenger RNA of Zootoca vivipara (common lizard), 3665 nucleotides long. It is a transcript of the gene MAMLD1, whose product is annotated as mastermind like domain containing 1. NCBI's taxonomy places the organism in Eukaryota, Metazoa, Chordata, Lepidosauria, Squamata, Lacertidae. Gene Ontology annotation, cellular component: nuclear body. Gene Ontology annotation, biological process: regulation of transcription by RNA polymerase II. The record is from RefSeq and is a predicted model, not a curated record.